Molecule: messenger RNA, 1594 nt
Organism: Aspergillus wentii DTO 134E9
Lineage: Eukaryota; Fungi; Ascomycota; Eurotiomycetes; Eurotiales; Aspergillaceae
Product: casein kinase 1 family protein
Exons: 4
Coding region: 1-1197 (398 amino acids)
Biological process (GO): signal transduction; endocytosis; peptidyl-serine phosphorylation
Cellular component (GO): cytoplasm; nucleus
Molecular function (GO): protein serine/threonine kinase activity; ATP binding
Source: RefSeq, a predicted model, not a curated record
AUGACCACCAUGGAUUUGCGUGUCGGUAACAAAUACCGUAUUGGUCGUAAGAUCGGAAGCGGUAGUUUCGGUGACAUCUACCUCGGUACCAACAUCAUCUCUGGCGAGGAAAUCGCCAUCAAGCUCGAGAGUGUCAAGGCCAAGCACCCCCAACUCGAGUAUGAGGCCCGUGUCUACAAGUCCCUUGCUGGUGGUGUCGGUAUUCCCUUUGUUCGCUGGUUCGGUACCGAAUGUGACUACAAUGCCAUGGUUAUCGACCUUCUCGGACCCAGUUUGGAAGACCUUUUCAACUUCUGCAACCGCAAAUUCUCGCUCAAGACUGUACUGCUACUAGCCGAUCAGCUUAUUUCCCGCAUCGAGUACAUCCAUGCCAAGUCCUUUAUUCACCGUGAUAUCAAGCCCGACAACUUCCUGAUGGGCAUUGGUAAGCGUGGAAACCAGGUCAACGUGAUUGACUUUGGUCUGGCCAAGAAAUACCGUGACCCUAAGACUCACUUCCAUAUCCCUUACCGUGAGAACAAGAACCUUACCGGAACUGCCCGUUACGCCAGUAUCAACACCCACCUUGGUGUUGAACAGUCCCGCCGUGAUGAUAUGGAGUCCCUCGGAUACGUCAUGCUCUACUUCUGCCGUGGAUCCCUCCCCUGGCAAGGACUGAAGGCUGCUACUAAGAAGCAGAAGUACGACCGUAUCAUGGAGAAGAAGAUGACAACCCCUACCGAGGUUCUUUGCCGUGGAUUCCCCAACGAGUUCUCCAUCUACCUGAACUACACCCGCUCCCUGCGUUUCGACGACAAGCCCGACUACUCCUACCUGCGCAAGAUUUUCCGGGAUCUGUUCGUCCGCGAGUCGUUCCAGUACGACUACGUUUUCGACUGGACCGUCUACAAGUACCAGAAGAACGCCGCCAUGAUUGUCGACGCGUCCAAGAAGGACAAGGAGGCUGAUGGUCGCCAGGGUGUCGGAGCUGCCGCUCCCAUGGGCACCCCUGGUGCUGCCGUCAAGCCCGGUGCCAUCUCUAGCCAGCGCCGCAAGGUCAUCGAGCGUGGAGCCCUCGACAACACCCCCGACACCAACCGUGCUGUGGGAGGAAGUGACAGGAUGCUGCGUUCUGCUUCCAAGGUUGCUGCUGGUGCUUAUGGACCUGCUGGUGGCCGUUCGAAGCGGGACGAUGGGAUCGGUGCUCAGUGGUACUAAUUGUGCGGCAUGGCAGUGUAGUUGGGCCUUUGGAAUUAUUUCAAUUGUUUAGCUUCCUGCAUGUUGACACCACGCUGACCUAGAAGCCCGGGACCAUGGUGAUGCUCGGUACCUCAUCCAAUGUGCGGCACAACCUCUCGGACUUCUUUCACCUUGAUCUCCACUUUUUCAAGUUUCUUUUUUCUAUGCACUCUCUGUUAGCCCGUCAGUUUUCGAUCACCUUCCGAUCUUCGCCGUUUCGAUCCGUGGUUUUUGUUUCAAUCGUCAGCUCGCCCUUUCAGCCUUAAUCCUUCACCCGUGGAGGCUUCUCGUUGAUCGACUACUACUUCGAGCCUACGAUGCUAUCUUUUUUCGAUAUGCGAAACUCCCACUUUCUCGAAGCGCUUUAAUUGUGGCU